Molecule: messenger RNA, 1989 nt
Organism: Drosophila serrata
Lineage: Eukaryota; Metazoa; Arthropoda; Insecta; Diptera; Drosophilidae
Gene: Ir7b
Product: Ionotropic receptor 7b
Source: RefSeq, a predicted model, not a curated record
AUGCAGUGCUGGUUGCGUGUCGUGUUUUGUGUUCUUGUUGCUAGUGCAAGGCCACAAGUGAUAUUUACUUCGGGAUCGGUUUCGGUGACAGGAUUAGCCAAAGCCUUGACAGAAGUGUUGGUAAACUCGGAAAUGGGUCAUCGGAAAACCCUGUAUAUAUACACGCACAUUAGGAGCCCAUCGGCAUCGGUGGGUUACCACUUGGAGGAUCUACUCAGCCGGCUGUUGGUCAAUCUGCCGUCUACGGGUCAAGGCAGGCGACUCUUUCGCCAGACUCCGAUGGCAUAUAAACCCUAUGUGCACGCUGCCCUGGUCUUGGUGGAUGAUCUGCAGUCACUUAGUGAGAUCUACAGUCGCAUCCGAGCCACACAGGAUCUCUCGCAUACGCUGGUCUACAUGUCCUUGCCACAGGAGGUGGAGAGCGAGGAAGUGCAGCUUGCCCUACAGCUACUCUGGCGUCUCAGUGUCCUCAAUGUGGGCCUGGUGCUGCGUACACCUGGCAGCUCCAAUUCCAGCCAGCUCAUCAUGGUCAGCUACUAUCCCUUUAGUGCCGAUCAUGACUGCCAGGUGAUCAGGGCCACAGUGGUGAAUCGUUUUAACUGGGAGACAAAGGCUUGGGACAGUCUGGAUUACUUUCCCGAGAAGCUGGGCAACUUCCAUGGCUGUCGCCUGACCUGCGCCACCUGGGAGGAUAUGCCUUAUCUGGUCUGGCGACCCGAUUCUGGUGCCGGCAAAGGAUCUGCCUUCGUGGGCAUCGAGGGGGCCCUGCUGCAAUUUCUCUCCGACAACCUUAACUUCAGCGUUGGACUCUAUUGGAUGAGCAAGAAUGAGGUUCUGGCCACCUUCGAUGACUCUGGCAGCAUUUUCGAUGAGAUUUUUGGUAAGCAUGCUGACUUCUCGCUGGGUGGAUUUCACUUCAAGCCAAGUGCCGGCAGCGAGAUUCCCUACUCGCAGUCCACAUACUACUUUAUGAGCCACAUUAUGUUGGUGACGAACCUGCAGAGUGCUUACUCCGCCUACGAGAAGCUGGCCUUUCCCUUUGCUCCUCUCCUGUGGCGUGCCAUUGCCGUGGUGCUGAUCCUGGCCUGCCUGCUCCUGGCUGUGGUGGUGAGGCUCUGGCCCAAGCGGGAGCUGCCACCGCAUCCUUACUACCAGCUGCUGGUCCUGACCAUGGGCGGCAAUCUGCUGGAUCGCUUCCUGCCCCGGAGGCUGGCUGGACGAUUAGUUAUAUUCACCUGGCUGCUGUCCACCUUGGUCCUGCGCAGCGGCUAUCAGUCUGGUAUGUAUCAGCUGCUGCGCCAGGAUACGCAACGCAAUCCGCCACAGACUAUAGCCGAGGUGUUGGCCCAGCGUUUUACCAUCCAACUGGCGGAGGGAAAUGAGGCGAGGAUAUUGGCCAGCCUGCCGGAGCUGCAGCCAAGUCAGUUGCUCCAACUGGAGGGCAGUGAGUUGCAGUCCUUUCCCGCUCUGGCCAGGCAGAGUGGCACUGCCGCCCGAUUGGCUAUCCUGACGCCCUAUGAGUACUUUGGUUACUUCCGGAAAGUGCAUCCGAUGAGCCGGCGCUUGCACUUGGUUCGGGAACGUAUCUACACCCAACAGUUGGCCUUCUAUGUGCGUCGACACUCGCAUCUGGUUGGUGUCCUUAAUAAGCAGAUCCAGUAUGCUCAUGCUCACGGGUUCCUGGAGCACUGGAUGCGACAGUAUGUGAGUGCCGUGGAUGAGACGGACGAGAGUGUGGCCAGGAUAGCCAGCACUGCGUAUAGCACUCUGGAUGGCAUUGAUGGGGAUCCGAGGCUAUCGGAGGCUGAGGAGCAGCAGGUGGUCGCCGUUCGGCAGAAUGUCCUAUCCAUGAGGGAGCUGGCUGCUCUCUUCUGGCUUAUCCUUUGGGCCAAUAUCAUAGCGGUGCUGGUCUUUGUCCUGGAAUCGUUACUACCUAAGGAUUUUUAUGGAAAACUUCAAAGGUUUUUAAGGGAAAAGCUGGGAAAAUAA